Rotaria sp. Silwood2 is the source of this 1155-nucleotide messenger RNA. The record is from the annotation of a GenBank genome assembly. NCBI's taxonomy places the organism in Eukaryota, Metazoa, Rotifera, Eurotatoria, Philodinida, Philodinidae.
AUGUCUGAUCCAAUACGAAUAACAAUAUACGAAUGUUUUAGCACCAUUCGGUAUAAAAUUGUCAAAGAAAAACAAAUCUCUAAAUCACGUGCAAAAUUAAUUGAAGCAUUGUUUAAAACAUUUGAAGUAGAACGUGGUUUUCGUGUUGCUGUUUGUGCUUAUAUAUUUAUUAGUUCAUUUAUCGGUUCAUCUAUUCAUGAUUAUAAACCUUUAAAAUAUUUAUAUGCUGCUGAAGCAGUUAUUAGUGCAUUAACAGGUCUAUGCAGUUAUUAUACCACGUGGCUGAAAUUAAAAGAAGAAACAACACAACAAAUCGAGGAAGAACAACAACUAGAAGAAGAUCUAGAGCAACAAGUUCUACAAAAUCAAGAUAAAAUUGAAAUUUUACGUUUUCAUCAACCAGGAGAUUUAGCAGGAAGACAAAUUACAAUAUCACGUCGAGUUAUGAAAGUUCGUCCUCAUAUUUUAUGUUGUAUUGUCAAAAAUAUUAAUUUGGCAACUGGGAAUUUACAAAAGUACAUAAAUCUUCAAGAUGAACUUAAUAACAGAAUUUGUAAACAAGGAAUCUUAGCAAAAAUUGGUACACACGAUUUAUUAUUAAUAUCAGGAAAUUUAGCUUAUGAUGCUCGUAAUCCUGAUGAAAUAGGUCUUGUUCCACUUGGCCGAGGUCCAAAAUUAAUUUCAGCAAGAAAUUUUUAUUCUGAUUUAUGUCAAGAUGCUGAACAUGAAAGAAGAUCAAAUAGACAAAAUGAAUCUUCAAAACUCCGCGAAUAUUUAACAGUAAUACCAGAUCAAAAUAAGUUUCCUUGUUUAUCUGAUCAAAACCAUCAUAUCAUAUCACUUCCACCAAUAACCGAUGAUGAACGAAGCAAAUUAACUUCAUCAACUGAAUCAAUUUUAAUUCAAAUAACAUCAGAACAUUCAAUGGAAAUAUGUCGUUAUGUUAUGGAUUGUCUUUUACGUGAAAUGCUUCGAAUUGGAUUAGGAAAAAAAUUAAACGAUUCAAAUUUUCGACAUAUAUUAACAUUACAACAAACAAGAGUUGUUGAUGAUAAAGGACAAUUAAUAACAACUUUUCCAUCUCGUAUUGACCUUGAUUGGAGUGAAAUAUCUCAAGAAACUAUUGUUAUUGAAAGAUUAACAUCGAAAAAAUAA